Molecule: messenger RNA, 1685 nt
Organism: Eutrema salsugineum
Lineage: Eukaryota; Viridiplantae; Streptophyta; Magnoliopsida; Brassicales; Brassicaceae
Product: protein EMSY-LIKE 1
Exons: 10
Coding region: 367-1350 (327 amino acids)
Biological process (GO): defense response to fungus
Cellular component (GO): nucleus
Source: RefSeq, a predicted model, not a curated record
AUCCGAGUCCCGGAGAAAUCGAUCGUAGCUCUGUGCCCUUCCCAUUUUAAAGAUCAGUUCUCUCGAGAGGGAAAGAAAAGUUCGUUUCUUUUUCUCAAUUUUUGUUUUUUUUGUGGUUUUUGCUCAAUUACCCGUUUCAAUUUCGUUAUUUCUAUCAUUUCACCGAAAGCGCGUCGAACCCUAAAACCCCUUCAUUGCUUUUUGCGGGUCAAGCUUGGCUUCGAGUUUUCUAGGGUUUCGUAUCUGAAUCUCUGGAGAAGAAAAAACUCUGUUGUGGGUUUUCUCUCAAGCUUCUGAAAACAGAGCUUCAUAAGUGACAGCUUUUCAUUUGGAUGGGAAGUCUCUGUAGUUAAACUACAUAGCGAUAUGGAAGCACAAAUUCAUCAACUUGAGCAGGAAGCAUAUACUGCUGUUUUAAGGGCCUUCAAAGCGCAGUCUGAUGCAAUUUCUUGGGACAAAGAAAGCUUGAUAACAGAAUUGCGUAAGGAAUUGAGAGUAUCUGAUGACGAACAUCGAGAGCUUCUGAGCAGGGUCAAUAAGGACGAUACUAUCAUAAGGAUAAGAGAUUGGAGACAGGGAGGCGGAAGCCAAAUUUCUUCUAGACAUGCAGCUAUACAGAAUCUUGAUGUUCUUCCUAGUCCAGCUUUCACAGCUUCCCGGAAGAAACAGAAGACGUUCCAAUCUUAUCAUCCAUCAAUUGGUGCGACUGGAAAUAGGUCAUUUAAUAAUCGUGUGGUGACGGGUGGCGUAGGAGCAGAAUCUGCUGAAGCUCUUAUCGGAAGAAAAGUGUGGACAAAAUGGCCUGAAGACAACAACUUCUAUGAAGCAAUUAUAACUCAGUACAACGCAGAUGAGGGUCGGCAUGCUUUGGUGUAUGACAUAAACGCAGCAAAUGAAACGUGGGAAUGGGUUGAUCUCAAGGAAAUCCCACCGGAAGAUAUAAGGUGGGAUGGAGAGGAGAGUGGGGUGGCUUUAAGCACUGGACAUGGAAGUGGACCACUCCGCGGCAAUCGAAGAAGCCAAAGCCAUAUUGGUAGAGGCAGAGGACCAAGAAUUCAUCAACCGAGAAGAGAAUUUGUACCACCACCAACACAACAAAAUGGUGGUGGUGGUCAGAGAACUUCCUCUGAUGAUAUUGAAUUGUUCAACACAGACUCGCUUGUGAAGGAGGUGGAGAGAGUUUUCGAUUCCGCGCACCCUGAUCCUCUCGAGCUUGAUAAGGCCAAGAAAAUGCUUAAGGAACAUGAACAGGCGCUUAUCGCUGCCAUUGCAAGGCUUGCUGAUUCUUCUGAUGGAGAUAUCGAUGGAGAUCCACCAUAUUCGCAUGACCAUCCAAUGCCACAGGGAUGAUGGAGAAGCUGUCUGUGUCACGCAUGGUUUGGUCAUCAUCAACCUAAGGACUCUGGAUUCAAAAAGAAACACUACACUGUGCUUAUAUGACUAAAAAUUGCUUGAGAGGUUAGCUUAGAAGAUGGAAUUAGUCAUCUUCUUUUGGAAUUGUGGUCACCCCAAAAUGUAUGAAAAUUUGUUAGGAUUGGAACUUUAGGAUUCUGCUUGUAAGCACAGUGUAUUUGAGUUUAGAAUGUAACCUGUGACUAUGAUUGACCAUGUAAAUGUUCUUCAGUCCACCUCCAAGAGAUAAUCAGACCUGCCAUCAAAUAUGCAUACAGUAAGUUUAUUUGAGA